Messenger RNA from Caenorhabditis angaria, 351 nucleotides. NCBI's taxonomy places the organism in Eukaryota, Metazoa, Nematoda, Chromadorea, Rhabditida, Rhabditidae. The record is from the annotation of a GenBank genome assembly.
AUGAUGUUAUCACAAAAAUUGUUCAACGAGGUUUGUUUUUAAAACAAAAAUUCUGGAAAUUAGACAAUUUUGUUUCAAAUUUCACGUCGUUUUUUAAUAAAUAAUAAAAACGUGUUCAUGUCCAAAAUUAUCAUUUUUCAGAUCAGAGCAGAUCCAAAGCUGUUAUCAUCUUAUGAUAAUGCUGGAUAUCCACUCGAUAAAUUUUGCUCGCUUCUCGCGCAUGAUUCAUUUGACGAUUUGAAAUCAACCCUUGAUAUUUAUGGAUGGAGAUCAAGUUGUCCUAAAUUCCCAGUUCCUACAAUUGCUCCACCACGACGAAAUCCAUUGGAAAUCAUCAUUGAAGAAAAAUGA